UUUCCUCUGCACAUUGGUUAGCAAGUUAGCACUUCAUUGCAGAAAAAUAACAAAUUCAUAUAUUUUAUACUCAUGGAGCUCAAAUUAAAUAUAUGUUAAGGUCCUUCAAAUAACUAGUCUCUGCGACAAACGUUUAUCACCUCAUUAGCUAGGCUCUAUCAGUUUUCGAGGGAUAACGUCGACAUGAACAAAGUUUCGCUAGCUAACGUUAACGUCGUUUAGUGAGCUAGCUAAGUUAUCUCAAACACUCUUCAACAUGGACUUGUAUCACGUUUUGGAGAUGAUAGGAGAGGGCUCGUUUGGACGAGUGUAUAAAGGACGUAAAAAGUUCAGUGGCCAAGUCGUGGCACUAAAGUUUAUCCCCAAGGUGGGCCGUUCUGAAAAGGAGCUGCGCAAUCUCAAAAGAGAAAUUGACAUCAUGAGGGGACUUCAACAUCCAAACAUUGUCCUGCUAUUGGACAGCUUUGAGACUGAAAGAGAGGUUGUUGUUGUGACUGAGUAUGCAGAGGGAGAGUUGUUCCAGAUCCUUGAAGAUGAUGGGAACUUACCUGAGAGCCAGGUCCGUGAGAUUGCCUGCCAGCUGGUCUCUGCCUUGUAUUAUUUGCAUUCCCAUCGGAUUCUCCACCGUGACAUGAAACCACAGAACAUUCUGCUGGGCAAAGGAGGGGUGGUGAAGCUGUGUGAUUUUGGAUUUGCUAGAGCCAUGAGUGUGUCCACCCUGGUCCUGACCUCCAUCAAGGGGACGCCCCUCUACAUGUCCCCAGAACUGGUAGAGGAGAAGCCCUACGACCACACAGCCGACCUCUGGUCUCUGGGCUGCAUCCUCUAUGAGCUCCACACGGGGGCGCCACCCUUCUACACAAACUCCAUCUUUCAGCUGGUCCAGCUCAUAGUCAGAGACCCUGUCAAGUGGCCGGACACCAUGAGCCAGACCUGCACGACUUUCCUGAAGGGUUUGUUGACCAAAGACCCACAGAAGAGGUUGUCGUGGCCACACCUCCUAAAACACCCCUUUGUUGCUGAUGGAGUUCUAGUUCUCUCAGACCCCGUUGCAUCCAGCCCGCUGACAGUGGCCCCCAGCCUAGACCUGCAGACUCGUAAACUCCAGCAGGCAGCACAGAAAGCAGCGCCACAUGGUGGAGAGGGGAGGUUACUGCGCAAGGCCAGGGAACAGAGGGACAAGAGGAGCAGACAGGUGGGAAACGGAAAGACUGAAUCAUCUAGUCAGGCACCUUCAAGGAAGCCCCUGUCCAAAGACAGCCUGGUGGCUCCCUCAGAUGGUUUGGAUCAAGAUCUGUCACAAUUAACCGCCAAUCUGAGUCUUACCCCGAAACAGUCUGCCAGUGAGAGAUCCACUAACAGCAGGGGUCAGAUCAGCCGGGACUACGAGCAGGAGUUCCCCUCUGUGGAGAUUGGGCCCCGACAGGCCCUGAGGCGACCUGAGACUGAGGAAAGGGGCCAGGCCAGGACCAGCCUGAGUGCUGUGAGGCUCCACAGCCAGGAUGUUGACAGUGAUGAGGAGUGGGAGAGGUUGAUCCAGCAGACCUCUGUUUCCAGCGGCCAAACCAUUCAAAUCAUACCUCGAUUGAAAGAGAAGUUGCUGACAUCCAAAACUCUGCUAUUGGAUGGUAUCCUGGAGGGGGCGUGUCAAAUCCGUCAGCCGCUGAAGGUCCUGUCCAACCUGAUCUUGACCUCUGACUCAGAGGACUCCCAUCGACUCAGACAGGAAGUUGGACUACCUAAUUUCCUGUUCAACCUGGUCCGGGAUAUUGUGGAGAAUCCAGUCGUCGUUAAGCAACCGUGGAGUGUGACAGUACUGGGGGAAGUGAUUGUUCUACUCUUGAACUAUUGGGAGAAGAACUGUGACUGGCAACAAGCAGAGAACAAACUGGAAGAUUACGCCAUGCCUUUUUUCAAGAUUCUGCUUCGGCCUGACCCUAACCCUUUGGCACCUCUGGCAGCAGCCGUUUUGGCCAUAUUCAGCCAGUGUGGAGUCUCUGUGGAUGUUAGCAUGGACAGGAUCACUGCCCAGCUCAACAAGCUUCUCUCAGACUCUGAUGAGCCACGCGUCCCGUUACCACCAGGCUGGGGGUUCUGUGAUGGCUUCUUGUCAUUGGUUCUCCACACCCUAACUGAGAAUGAAAACCCUCCACACUCUGCUUCUUUGGAUCCAAGCAUUCUGCGCCUCCUAUGGGCGAAAGUUGGUACUUCACUGGAGAAGACAUCAGCCAAAACAGAGUUCUGCUCCUCAAACGGACUGUAUGUGUUCCUGUCCCUCGCCCUUUUUGUCCUUACCAGGGACCCGUACAGCUGUGUUCCCCUGUUCUCAGACAGCGACACAAACUGUAUACUCACCCUGGGCCACCUGCUCACCACUGAUUGCAUACCAACAGUCAAUCACUGCCAUACUGUCACGGUGGUGAUAUGUGGAGAGUGCCUCGUCUCUUCCAGUGUUUCCAGGCCGUCUGAGGAGACUCACGGCCAGCUUUGGGGUGGUGACUCCAGUGUGAACAGCCUAUCAGUGUUGAGCUGCCACCUGCUGUGUUUCCCCUUUGCCCUGGACCUGUCGUCAGAGACGAUGGACAGACUACUCCAGCUGUACCACAGCGCUGGCAUUGUCUCUGGCCUGCUGCAGGUUGUCCAGUCCGUUCCUCCGUCUCUCCUGGAACUGCCUCUCUCUCUGCUGUGUCGCCUGCUGCUGUGUGACCCCAGCCGCUCUGUCCCCUGCUUCACAGCAGCUACCAGGGCCCAAGGCUUCUUCUCUCCACCCAGCAGUGACCCCAAGGAGGAUAGAAGAGACCAGGCCCCAGCCUCCAGGGACCAGGCUGGGCACCCAGUGUCUGUGUCUAGGACUGCCAGCUCCCUUCUCUCUGCCCUGCUAAAGCCUGAUAGUGAAGCCCUGUGGGGGUCGGCCGUGGAGCUCCUCACCCUGCUGUCCCAGGCUGCCCGCUGCUCCCCCAGGUCCCGACCUUCCACCCCUCAUCUCCACCUGGAGACUGCUCCCCUGCACCAGGCCCUGGCUCACCCAGACGACAGGGUCAGAUCUGCUGCCUGUAGCCUGCUAGGUAACCUGGACCCGUUUACACCUCCUAAUCCUCCCUCCACAAGUGACCCACAACGGACCCGGCUGCAACCCGCCAUCCUCAGAGACAUAAUUGGCUGUCUCCACGACCCCUCUGCGUCCGUACGGAGGAUGGCCUGCAGGGCCGUGGGUAAUUGGCUGGGGCUCAUCGGAAAGGCAGGGUUUAGAACACGGAGAGCCAGUGGGAGAGAGGCCAGUAUUGCCCGUAUUACAGCCCGGGACAGGAAGAAGGGCAAGCCAGACAAGACUGUGUCCUCCCAGUCCCUGGUAGGAGCUAGAGGAGACUCAUCCACAACACUCAAACAGCAAGUAGCAGACCAGGAGGAUGGCAGUGGAUGGGUGAAGGAAGCCAAUGGGGCAACAACCAAGCUACUCUCCCUCAUAACGGACCCUGAUGCGCUGACACGCCGCCACUGCUGCGCUGCCCUUGGCAACAUGGCCGCCGUGGAAGGGGGUGUGGCUUCACUGCUGGAGGGAGACGUGCCCCUCCUCCUCCUACAGGCCGCCUGUACCGACUCCCAGCAUGCAGUCCAACGAGCGGCCGUCACUACCCUGGGCUUAUACAGCCAACAGGACGCACUACGACAGGCUCUGCUGUCCCUUGAUGCACGUGAGAAACUUCGUCAGGCUUCACAGCAUGUAGCACCUCCACAGUGUGACUACUGUCAGAUCAUCAAGCUGCUAUGAAGGCCAGUGCAGUGGGUGAGAGAAUAGUGUGUGUCUAUUUGGUCAAAUCAGUCUUGUGGAUCAGCCCGUCUGCUUUUGCCUUAAUACUGGGAUUCAAUGUAUAAGCUGGAUGCCGGAUGCUGUAUCCUCUAUCCAUAACCCAUCUGUGCAGCGCGCUGGUUUAUAAAAUGAUUGCCAUCAAUAUUUGAUGUCUUUGUUUUAAAAGAUAAAAGCAAACUUCAUUACAUUGAGGGAUUGUCAUUUGUCAGUUGGGAUAACUUGUUAACAUGUUUUACUCUCUUGAAUUGAAAGGAGCAUAAUUUAUUUGUUUAGUUUGGCCAAUAUGUUCUAAGUGCCUGUAUAGCGUUAACUGGCACAAUGAGGUCUGGAGUUGUACGAUGCAAGUCAAGUUUUUUGAGUGUUUCUAAUGUAAUUUGUAAUGCUUUGAAUUUAAUUAAAACAUGUAGUGUAGGCCUAUCAGAAAUUGAUAGAUUUUGUUUAACAAUGUAAAAAUAUGGUUUUCAAGUAAUUCUUGAGGAAGACUUUUGAAUUGUUAUGCACUGGUAUUAAUAAACCCUCCUGUGCCAUUCUAAUGAUGAGUACUA
Messenger RNA from Coregonus clupeaformis (lake whitefish), 4353 nucleotides. It is a transcript of the gene stk36, whose product is annotated as serine/threonine kinase 36 (fused homolog, Drosophila). Gene Ontology annotation, biological process: protein phosphorylation. The coding region runs from base 257 to 3769 and encodes 1170 amino acids. The record is from RefSeq and is a predicted model, not a curated record. Gene Ontology annotation, molecular function: protein kinase activity; ATP binding. The transcript is spliced from 20 exons. Lineage: Eukaryota; Metazoa; Chordata; Actinopteri; Salmoniformes; Salmonidae. Gene Ontology annotation, cellular component: cytoplasm.